AUGUGGGCGGCUUCAUCUCUAGGUCUCAAUUCCAGGGCGAGUUUUGGAAUUCCCAUAUAUCAAUGGAUUCAAGAAUGGGUGAAGAUGCUCUUGAGGGAUGAUAGACCGAGAUGCGAUAGAGUUAAUUCUUUUUUUGCAGGAUUAUGGGCUCUUUGGACCUUCAGAAAUAAUGCAAUCUUUCGAGAAGGGGAGACGGAUCCGAGUAGGCUGGUAGAUAGUAUGAAGCGUUGGGAAGCUAUAUGUAUUGAAUCAGCCACUAGUAAGCUAGAAGAUGCAAAGAAUAAGAAUAGCAGGGUGAAUACCAGGGUAAAUGUGGUUGAAUUGGGUCAACAGCAAUCGGGGACCGUUAGCAGGAUCAUCGACGUGGAUGGGGCGUGGAAGAAGGAUAAGAGUGGAAGGGGUUUCCCUAGAUGUGGCAUUGGUUGGACAUAUAGACAGUCGGCGGAUGGCGACAUCAUAGAGCAUGGUAAGGAGACGGUGCUGUGUGAAUCCCCCCUGCAUACAGAAUUGCUAGGCAUCCUUCAUGUCCAGAACUGGUGCCAAUCGAGACACUUCUCAGAAAUCCUGAUCAGGACAGACUGUCAAAAGGCAAUCCAACUACUGCGAUCCACGACCUCGGGACCAGCUCACCUUCAGCAUUUACUUGAGGAUAUCAAAAAGAAGGGUAGUUCUUUUAUGUUUUGUAAUGUUAUUAAGGUUUCUAGACAGGUCAUUUGGAAGGCCCAUGAUCUAGCAGUAAAGGCUAGGAAAAGGGAUACUGAAUGA
This is a messenger RNA of Chenopodium quinoa (quinoa), 765 nucleotides long. RefSeq lists its product as uncharacterized. Gene Ontology annotation, molecular function: RNA-DNA hybrid ribonuclease activity; nucleic acid binding. Bases 1 to 765 code for a protein of 254 amino acids. The record is from RefSeq and is a predicted model, not a curated record. The transcript has a single exon. Lineage: Eukaryota; Viridiplantae; Streptophyta; Magnoliopsida; Caryophyllales; Amaranthaceae.